UAAAAAAAAAAAAAAAGUCACCUACAUCUUAUGGCCUGUGGGUAAAUUGACAGCUAAUUUUCAUUUUGGAAUGAAUUAUCCAUUUAACAAGUGAUAUUUAUGUCUUAGUCAUGUGUGCGGGGAUGCUCUGCUGUGGUAUCCUAUACUAUAACUUCCAUUUUUGAUAAAGGUUUUUGUAUACAUGUCUUUGUGUUUAUUUUAUUGAUUUGUAAAUAAAAAACUAAAUUCUGACCUCAUAUCAUUCGCACUGUAGCAUGUAAAUACAGAAAUAUUAAAGUUUCAGACACAGUCUCAUCCACGAUAUACAAAUGUUAAAACAAAAUAUGCAAAAAAAGACUAAUCGUGUUUCUAAAUAAAUGCAUUCAGUUCUUCGGCACCUUUCAGACUGAAGCUGAGUGCGCAAGGCGAGCGAAGAUAACAUCGUACCACGAGACCCAGGGCUUUUGCCUCAUCGUGACGUGAAAGAGUUCCCUUCGACAAAUAUAAACACUUUCUAAAUUUAGUCCCCUCACUAUUUUAAUUCCCUGACGAUUCCUUUGACGCUAGUCACGUGUGGGUAUUUCGUGAUAGCGUGUGGGGGGGUGGGGGUGACAUUUUGACAUAUAAAGCUGCUUCAAGGGCGAAUUCUGCAUUAGAAGAGCGCACAAACCAUAACUGCGCACUUGCGCGUGGCAUUCCUUCAGGGUUGUGAGGGAGAGCGGAUUAAGCGUCCACUCCUGAAAUCUCGCGUUCCAACUGUUUGGAUGGAUUGUGCCAACACUUCGCGGACUAAACGGUGGUUAGAGCUAUGGGGAGCCGUCCAUCGAGUAGCCGCGCGCCGCUGGAUAUCACGCCCGGGGAUCUACAAGUUGUAUUGAUACAGUUUAGUUCCCCGUCAUGAACUGUCCUGGAGUUGCACUACAAAGUUGGGGGCUUUAAAAGAGCGGGGAACAUCAUGCACACAGCGGAGCUCGCGCUUUCCUUUCUCCUCAUCUUGAUCAUCGUAGUGUCGGUGCUGUCCAACGUGCUGGUGCUGAUCUGCUUCCUGUACAAUGCAGAGAUACGCAAGCAGGUCCCUGGCUUGUUUAUACUCAACCUGACGUUCUGCAACCUGCUUCUGUCCGCCUCCAGCAUGCCGCUGACUCUUUUCGGGGUGCUAAGUAAUGCGCACCCUGGAGGACACGUUUUCUGCCAGGUGGUCGGCUUUCUGGACACUUUCCUGACCACCAACUCUAUGCUGAGUAUGGCUGCGCUCAGCAUCGACCGGUGGGUUGCAGUGGUGUUCCCUUUGAGUUAUCAUUCCAGGAUCCGUCACAGGGACGCUGUGAUCGCUCUGGCUUACACGUGGGUGCACUCGCUAUCCUUCUCGGUGGUCGCCGCGUGUCUCUCCUGGGUGGGCUACCAUCAGCAGUACGCUUCGUGCACGCUCUGUAACGGCAGGGCUGUUCAUGCCAAGACGCAAUUCGCGAUGUACACGCUGGUGCUGCACUCGCUUACGUUCCUGCUGGUGUCGGUGGUACUCUGCGUCACCUAUCUGAAAGUGCUCAAAGUCGCGCGCUUUCACUGCAAGCGCAUAGACGUGAUCACCAUGCAAACCCUCGUACUGUUGGUGGACAUACACCCGAGUGUUCGUCAGCGCUGUUUGGAGGAGCAGAAAAGGAGAAGACAGAGAGCCACCCGCAAAAUUAGCACCUUCAUCGGCACCUUCGUGGUCUGUUUCAGCCCUUAUGUCAUCACCAGGAUUGUGGAGCUGUUUCUGACAGAGCCAUUUAAUCCAUACUGGGGAGUGCUGUGUAAGAGUCUGGCUUACAGUAAAGCUGCGUGCGACCCUUUCGUCUACUCUCUCCUGCGCCACCAGUACAGGAAGACCUGCAGUGACAUCAUCAAUCGACUCAUGAAGCGCAGCUCGCUGAACGGCUCCCGGCAUCAGCAGCAAAAUGGAAAGAUUGUGAGAGCCAAGGAAAUCGGAAAACACGGGGAUGUCGAAGGCAGACCUAAAGACUGAGGACUCCUGUUGCUAUAGAGAUGAACGAUCCACAAAGGUAGAGCUUUCCACUCUAGAAAGGAGAGAGAACAAUAAGGCAGUGGAGACAGCGGGAGACCAUUUCUCCACUCAAAAAGAAUUCAAGACGAAGCUGUAGCACUAGAGAUUUUAGUAGCAAAAGAUUCUUAAUAUAUAUAUUUAUUGUCUUUCUUUCAUCCUACCUUUCUUUCUUCCUUUCUUCCUUCCUUUCUCAAUCAGUACUGAAGUCAAACUUCUGUAAAGCUGCAUUCCACAAAAGCUGCUAGUAGCCAACAUAACAAGAGACUAUGUUGGGCCUAUAUCUAAACGUAGUCUAAUUUGUCUCUUGUGUUAGUGAUAAAGUGCUGUUAUGAAUAGUGACUGCUAUAUCACAUGAUCAAAUGUGAGAAAACAAAAGGUCGCUUCUAAUGUUGUGAGUUUUCCAAAACAGAAUAAGAAAUGGUAUUUUCUAUAUGACGUUUUAGUGAAACUCGAUGGCAUGUUUGACCGUUUUUUUUUUUUGCUUUGUUUUUUAUUUUUUCUUUGUAGCAUGUAUUGCAUUCUUCAGGGUUCAGAUAUGAAGUCCCAAAACAAAGGGUGAACCUGUUCUUAUGGUGCCUUUAUUUAUUUUAUUUAAAUAUUAACUUUAAAAAAACUAAACCGUCAUAAGCUGAAAUGUAUACAAAGUUAUUAAAAAUUAAAGAGAUAGAUCAACCAAAAAUAUAA
Danio rerio (zebrafish) is the source of this 2707-nucleotide messenger RNA. The record is from RefSeq and is a predicted model, not a curated record. NCBI's taxonomy places the organism in Eukaryota, Metazoa, Chordata, Actinopteri, Cypriniformes, Danionidae.